UUUGGAUUACUCCACUCAACAACCGUCACCAUGAAAGUUAUCGCCGUUUUCGCCGCCGUUUUGGCCGUAGCCUUGGCUGCCCCAGCUAACCCAGACGCUGACGCCCAAGUGCUCAGGAACGACUUGGACAACAUUGGCACUGACGGAUUCAACUGGGCCUACGAAACCAGCAACAAAAUCCAAGCUCAAGAACAAGGACAACUCAUCAACGCUGGAUCUGAAAACGAAGCCAUCGCUGUACGUGGAUCCUUCCAAUACGUAGGACCUGAUGGUGUAACCUACCAAGUGACUUACAUCGCCGACGAAAACGGUUUCCAACCACAAGGCGCCCAUUUGCCAGUUGCCCCACAAUAAUUUGUUACUAGUUUAUUUUUAUAAAAAAUAAAAAAACAAAAAAAAA
Messenger RNA from Aethina tumida (small hive beetle), 400 nucleotides. Its product is annotated as flexible cuticle protein 12-like. The record is from RefSeq and is a predicted model, not a curated record. Gene Ontology annotation, molecular function: structural constituent of chitin-based larval cuticle. NCBI's taxonomy places the organism in Eukaryota, Metazoa, Arthropoda, Insecta, Coleoptera, Nitidulidae. Bases 31 to 354 code for a protein of 107 amino acids. The transcript has 3 exons. Gene Ontology annotation, cellular component: chitin-based extracellular matrix.